AUGGGUUGGACCAAGACCGUACUCCCGCUUGGCAUUGCUGCAAUCAGUCUACUCGUCAGCGUCAAUGUAGUCUCGACUCAUAUCGAAUUAGAGAAAGCUUCCCCUCAGCUAACUACGUCGGCCAGCACCCUACUUCGACGGUCUCUUAAAGCAGACGUCAUGAGCGAACCAGCCGGUCAGCUGAAAGAAGAACGGGGUUACACACUUACGGACGUAGGUGCGUGGAUGCCAUUUACGAGGGCUGCUACUGAAGCAAAAAAUGCAGCGAAAGCUAAGAGACUUGAAGAGAUCAGGACUGCCUUGCUCCACAAACAGCGCGAUGAGGUUUUGACAAGCAAGUUUGCUCAGUUCUUUCUAGAUAAUAAGACCCCUGAUGACGUUGUCAAUAUCAUGAAAGCCGCGGGGAAACGUGAGAUAGAGUACAACAGCGUCAGGACGGCUUACGAGGAAUGGCUUGAAGGUAUCCUUUCGAUAAAAAUCAAAUGA
This is a messenger RNA of Phytophthora infestans T30-4, 486 nucleotides long. Its product is annotated as secreted RxLR effector peptide protein, putative. The transcript has a single exon. Lineage: Eukaryota; Oomycota; Peronosporomycetes; Peronosporales; Peronosporaceae. The record is from RefSeq and is a predicted model, not a curated record. Bases 1 to 486 code for a protein of 161 amino acids.